GCAGGUGCUGAGGGAUCCAGUCUCUAUCACCUGUGGACACAGGUUCUGCAGACAGUGCAUCACCAGAUACUGGGAGAAACCUGCUCCUUCAGGAGACUAUGACUGUCCUCAGUGUAGAAAGAGAUCCAGAACACAUCCUGUACUACAGCAGCUGAGUCAACCCAAUAAAACAAGAGGCUCUGAAAACAUGGAUGACAGCCUGCAGAGAGCUAUAGUAAACCAUAAAGACAGUCUGAAAAGGAGGUAUGAAUGUGUGAUAGAAGGCAUGGAAAAAGCAGGGAAUCAAACUCCCCUCAACAGGAUUUACACAGAGCUCUACAUCACAGAAGGAGAGAGUGAAGGGGUUAACAAUGAACAUGAGGUGUGGCAGCUAGAGACAGCAUCCAGGACGCCAACCUCACAUGACACAGCAAUCCACUGCAAUGACAUCUUUAAACCCUUACCAGGCCAAGAGAGAAGCAUCAGAACUGUGCUGACGAAGGGCAUCGCUGGCAUCGGAAAAACAGUCUCUGUGCAGAAGUUCAUCCUAGACUGGGCUGAAGAGAAGGCGAACCAAGAUGUGGAUAUCAUAUUUGUGCUUCCUUUCCGGGAUGCGGAACUUGAUUAA
Coregonus clupeaformis (lake whitefish) is the source of this 607-nucleotide messenger RNA. RefSeq names its product NACHT, LRR and PYD domains-containing protein 3-like. Bases 188 to 607 code for a protein of 139 amino acids. Lineage: Eukaryota; Metazoa; Chordata; Actinopteri; Salmoniformes; Salmonidae. The record is from RefSeq and is a predicted model, not a curated record. The transcript has 2 exons.